This is a messenger RNA of Trichoderma virens Gv29-8, 846 nucleotides long. RefSeq lists its product as uncharacterized. Gene Ontology annotation, cellular component: ciliary inversin compartment. Gene Ontology annotation, biological process: protein localization to ciliary inversin compartment. Gene Ontology annotation, molecular function: protein binding. The transcript has a single exon. The record is from RefSeq and is a predicted model, not a curated record. NCBI's taxonomy places the organism in Eukaryota, Fungi, Ascomycota, Sordariomycetes, Hypocreales, Hypocreaceae. Bases 1 to 846 code for a protein of 281 amino acids.
AUGGGCGCAUUCAAUGGCUUGGUUGAAGUGCUGAUAUCAGUCGGGGUGGACGUUGAUAUCCAGGAUAGGUCUGGCCGCAGACCUCUUUUAGGAGCUGCCGGGAACGGGCAUGAAUCCACUGUGCGGCUGCUGCUUGAAGGGGGCGCAGACACUGAGCUUCACGAUUCUCUUGGCCGGACGCCUCUCUCGUGGGCCGCCGGGAAUGGGCAUGUGGAAACAAUAAAACUGCUACGCUCAGUAGGUGCUAACUUUGAGGCCAAGGACAGUUCUGGUCGCACACCACUUUCAUGGGCCGCUGGGAACGGGCAUGAGGCCGCAGUAAAACUGUUACUCGAAAAAGGGGCCAUAAGUGAGGCUGGGGACAGUUCUGGUAGCACACCACUUGUGUGGGCUGCUAUGAAUGGGCACCAGGCUGCUGCCGAGGCGCUUCUUCGGAAAGGCGCCAAAAUUGGAGCUGAAGGCAAUCUUGGUCGUACACCGCUAUUGUGGGCUACCAUAAAUGGGCAUCAAGCCACUGUCGAUAUUCUUCUCCGGAAUGGUGCCAAUAUUAAUGUUGCGGACGAAUGGGCCGGCCGGACGCCUCUCUCGUGGGCUGCCAUGAAUGGAGACCAAGCCAUUACCAAGCUGCUUCUUGAAAAGGGAGCCAAAGGUGAAGCUAAGGACAUUUACGGGCAUACACCACUAUCGUGGGCUGCUAUGAAUGGACAUCAAGCCAUUGUUGAGCUGCUUCUCAAUGUUAAAGCCCAGAGGCAGUUAGACAUUGAGUCGACUGUAUCAUUGGCUUCCAUAAGUGGAAAGUCUGCUAUCGUUGAGCUGCUUCUAAAGAAUGAUGCCGUUAAGCGCUGA